AUGAAGGCAUGGUAUGAGUCGGACUCCUACAAAAGCUUUGCUGCCGAAGUGGAUGAGUGGCAACAAACAGAAGAGGCGAAAACCACCAAGAAGCCGGGGAAGAGCUUUCGUGCUUGGCGCCGGAAGAAGCUUCAGGGCAAGCGCCUUGCCCAGAGGCAGGCCGAUCGUGAGCGUGCCAAGGCUGAAAAGAUGGCAGCCAAGCUGAAGGCAAAGGCUGAGAAGGGUGGAAAGCCUGGAAAAAAGGCCAAGGCAGAGCAUUUCCCCGCUGGCGAACCUGAGGAGCCUGUUGUAUUGCCAGAGCUGCUGCAGAAAGAUCCUUUCUGGGACACUUGCUUGGACUCCCCGGAGGCCACCUUGACCUCGGCCGAUGUGAUGCUGGGUGAUCGGGUGGCGCUCGCCGCUGCAAAGCAGGGAGGUGCCAAAGGUCUCGAGGCUCUGAAGUGGCUUCAGAGGCAGCCCGAGAAGGCAUCCUCCUUCUUUAGAAAGUCCUCAGCAGAUUGUCAGGAAACCGCGCUCCACCAUGCCUUUCUUCACCAGGAUUUGGAGAUGAUACAGAUUCUCGCAAAAGAGGCCAACCGAAGGAACAACGGAGAUUAUGUCCGGGGCAGUAUCAAGGACGGGAUCAUGACCUUUGAGCUCAAGCCUGGUGCGCAGAUCUGGUUUUGGCCUCCCAAUGGGCAGAAGAUGAACUAUCGGACUGGUCCUUCGGAGCAAGAUGGCUUUGUGCAUGCCAAGGACAAGACCACUCCAGCAUUGUCUCCAGGAGAUUUAGUUCGUGUUCGAGAACUUCGUGGUUCCUGGAUUCGAACCGAUGAAGGUUGGGUGCCACUGAACAAUGGUGGAAGCAACUUGGUUGCAAGUCAACUUUCUGACGUCACACAAUUGAACAAUGAUUGA
Messenger RNA from Durusdinium trenchii, 897 nucleotides. Lineage: Eukaryota; Dinophyceae; Suessiales; Symbiodiniaceae. The record is from the annotation of a GenBank genome assembly.